Molecule: messenger RNA, 6527 nt
Organism: Pelobates cultripes (western spadefoot toad)
Lineage: Eukaryota; Metazoa; Chordata; Amphibia; Anura; Pelobatidae
Source: the annotation of a GenBank genome assembly
AUUACAACGAUGAUAUUUUAAGUAAAAGUGACUUUUUUUGCAUUUUUUACAAACAAACUGCACUUUUAUGGACUAUAUUAUUGUUGUAAUAUGUAUUACUGUUUUAAAACACUAAUAUUUGUGUUUAGUGAAGUCUCCCGAGAAUAACAAUACCCCCCAUGUACAGGUUUUAUUGUGUUUUGGAAAGUUAGAGAGUCACAUAUAAGGCUUGCAUUUCAUUUUUUUAACAUUGAAAUUUGCCAGAUUGGUUAUGUUGCCUUUGAGACCGUAUGGUAGCCCAGGAAUAAGAAUUACCCCCAUGAUGGCAUACCAUUUGCAAAAGUAGACAACCCAAGGUAUUGCAAAUGGGGUAUGUCCAGUCAUUUUUAAUAGCCACUUAGUCACUAAUAUGCGCUUUCAUUAAAACCUACAUUGUUAGUAUCAUGAGAGGCACACUUUAAUUUACAGGUUACAAAACUAGAAAGUGUUACAGUCUGCAUUCACCUGACAUUUUGCAUACUUCAUAUCUGCCCAUUAUUUUACACACCUGCAUCACAUUCAGUGUAAUAGAUACCAGCAAUACUUAUUAUUAUUAUUAAUAAAGCAGCACUUACACUACUAAUAUCCAGCUACAGUAUGGGCCUAUUGUUCCUGUAAGUUUAUUUGUAAUUGUCCUAUUUAUUGUUAAAUCCCCUUUCAUAAUAUUGUAAAGCACUACGGAAUCUGUUGGCGCUAUAUAAAUGGCAAUAAUAAUAAUAAUAAUAAUAUGUGAUCUUCUCCGCCUGUAACCACUUCAAAUUCCCCUACCUCGUGAACAUCACCUACCCCAGUCACUUCCGGUGAGGGGAAUCAGCUGGUUCCUGUGCUGCACAUGCGUGCUAGCACUCCUGCUACUCCUCCACAGCAAGGUCCUGGAAGGUAAGUAAAACUAGUUUUACACUUUCAUUAUAGUUAGUGCAUUCACUAAGCUUAGGCACACGGGACAUUUAGGGUUAAGUGAGGGUUCAAAUUAGGGUUAGGUAAGUGAUUCUAACCUCUCUCACACUCUAUUCUUACCCUAACCCUUGGGGUAAGGGUUAAAAUAAAGUGUGAAAAAUCUCAAUUUAGUGAUAUUCCCCUAAUGUGAAAUAUCACUAAAUAUGAACAAGUCCCUAAUCCUAACCCUAAUCUGAACCCUAAAUGUCCCAUGUCCUAAGCUUAGUGAAUGCACUAACUAUAAUGAAAGAGUAAAACUAGUUUUACUUACCUUCCAGGACCUUGCUGUGGAGGAGUAGCAGGAGUGCUAGCACGCAUGCGCAGCACAGGAUCCAGCUGAUUCCCCUCCCCGGAAGUGACGAGAGUAGGCGAUUUUUUAACGCGGUAGGGAAAUAUGAUGGUCAUGGUGUUUCAGUCAGGUAUGAGAACUCAUUAACAGAGCUGCAGCCCUUCACCGGAUAUUAUGUCACAUGCCAGUGAGUGCCAAACACUAGAGUCUGCAACUACUUGAAGUGUACUGAAGCACAGUGCUGCACUAACGGAGACACAAAGUUUGCCUUCUCUUGUGUUUCGAACUCCUUGCUCUGUAAAGGUGCAGCUGGUCUCUGAUGCUCGGUUACCAUGCGGUUCAAGUAUCGGUAAGCCCAAUAUACAGUGUGUGCACGGCAUGCUGCCAUUAGAGCUAGGCCCCAGGCCAUGUAAGUGGCAGUGGGCUGGUUUGGAGUGAGGUUGCUCAGUAAGGUGUGAUUUUCCCUGCAGGUACUUACUGUGUGAGCUGGUCCUGGAGGAUCCCCGGCUCAGGCAGAAUAUCUCCCAGGGCAUGAUCGUACAUAACGUGAGGGAGGCUCUCACCAGGACACAUGGCGACUAUGGGGCUGCUGCCUGUGCUGUGUCCCUGUCUGGUAAGUGCUACAGCUACUUCCUAGCCUGCAUCAUCAGGCACAGGGUGCUCCAUCCCUGACUGAUAUGUAGCUGUCAAAUCACUGGCUAUUAUGAUGAUAUACUGCUAUAAAUGUGUUUAGAAUGUGCCCCGGCUUCCUGCACACAAUUGCUUAGAACUGCAGCAAAUCAUUUUGGUACAAGACCAGACUGCAGACAGAAUGAUUGGUUGACCCACUUCCUGGUCUAGACAGAAUUCUGUGCAAAACCCGGAAAAGCAGCAAGUAGAGACAAUUGCCAUUUAUUAUUUAAUGUGUUAUCAGUACAAUGUUGUUGUUUUUUGUUUAACCCCUUAAGGACACAUGACAUGUCAUGAUUCCCUUUUAUUCCAGAAGUUUGGUCCUUAAGGGGUUAAUAAUAUAUAUAUAUAUAUAUAUAUACAUACACACACCCACCCAGCAUGGAAAAUGUUUGAUUUUUAUACCUUGCAGUAUAUGUGAGCUACAUACUAAAGGGCCAGAAUUUUCAUAGUUUGAAGCCUGGAUAUGUAAAGCAAUGUAUGGUGGAUCUGGCGAUCUUGGUGUGAGGCAUUGGAUAUACAUUACCCAGAUGUAAUGAUAACCUGUCACUCUAGGGAGAGGAUCGUCUGCUGUUGUGACAUCAUGUGAACAAUCCACAAAUUCUAUUUGAAUUGACUAUCUAUGCUUUAGGUACAAAGUGCAGGCUUUUUGUUUCCCUUGCAGUGAAAUACCUGAAUGCAUACACUGGAAUCAUUCUGCUACGAUGCACUAAAGAUUUCUACCAGCUCCUGUGGUCUGCUCUUCCAUUCAUCACUAGUCUAGAGAACAGAGGGCAGCGCUUCCCAUGCUUCCUAAACACUUUACAUGUUGGUGGUAAGAAAAUUUUAUUUCUUUAAAUAUAUAUUUUAAUUGGUGGAAUUACAUGAACCACUUCUGCAGUCUCUUAGGUUCCUUAAUGGAGCAAAGCUAAUUAUUGCAGUUUUUAAGAAACUGCAAUAAUUACCUUUUUCAGGGUUAACUCCACCUCUACUUUUGGUCACCUAACUGAUGCUGGACAUCCUCACACUAUGCAUGAAGACUUCCAGCGUCAUCCACAUCUCCAUAGGAAAGCUUUGUACAAUGCUUUCCUAUGGGAAAUUCCUAGUGCAAGCGCAGCCACUGACUGACAUGUGCGCCAGACCCAAGUAAGUGAAAGAAGGAUUUUUUUUUUUUUUUUUAAAGGGACACUAUAGUCACCAGAACAACUACAGCUUAAUGUUGUUCUGGUGAGUAUAAUAGCUCCCUUCAGACAUUUUCAUGUAAACACUGCCUUUUCUCUCCAAAGGCCGUGUUUACAUUGCCCCUCGGGGCACCUCCAAGUGGCCACUUGUAAGCAGCCACCUAAAUGGUGUGUUUUCACUAAAGGGUCUGGAAUACAUUUUUUGUGUUCCUGACCCUAUAAUGAUCUUUUAACAACCACGAGGGGGAAGCUAUAUUGUCUGGAGAAAGUUUGUUUUUUGCUGGCACUAUAGUUUCAUUUUAAGGAUAACAACAAUAUAUCUAACCACCAUAUUCUACAGAACUGAAUGAAAACCUAGGGUUGCGCAAGAGAAGUUUGGUUUUUGUCACUGUGACUAUUGUAGAAGAGAUCUGUAUCUUGGUGAUCAGAAGUCUUUUUUUUUUUUUUCUUCUUCUCAACUCAAUCCCAGGAUUUCAUGAGUGGGUUAGUCAUUUUCUUAGAAAACUCCAGACACCUUUUUAUGUAGCGUUAUUAAACAUCACUUGAUCAAUCAAGGAGGGCCUUAUAGAUGGCACACAAAGUAGCUUGUAUAUACCAUGUGCAAAUGUAAAAUAAACAUCUUACAAGUAUUCUAUGAGAGUGUAUACUACAGCACUGUUAACAAUGUUUUAACUCCCAUGAUGCUUAGCAUGCCUUUAGAAUGACAAAGCAUCAUGGAAGCUGUAGUCUUAAAACAUCUGGGGAACCUACCUUUUGAGCACCAUUUUUUGCUAGCAUAUAUUAUUGCAUAUGCAUUAACGUUUUUGUGAACAGAACACCAGGUGUUGACUUGCAUAUUGCAUCUUUCUAUUAGUCACAUUAAGGGAAAAACAAUACAUUUACAUGACAUGCCCUUAAACUUGAAAUCCACUUUGAAUUUUUUUUUUACUAAUUAGUAAAAAACACUGAUCGUUUUGGUUGUUUGACUUCUAUGCUUCUGCAGAUCAAAAAAGGUCACUUUGUUUCAUUAUAGGGACAAUACGCACGUGUCAAAAAUUCCUUAUUCAGUACAACAAGCAGCAGUUACAUCUGUUAUUAACGAAGUGCACCAGUGAUGGUAAGAAACCUUUUCCCAACAAUUCCUAACGGCACCAUAAAAGGCGUACUAAGAUGAAAAUGGAUUCUGAAGUCAUUUAUAUUGAUGACUCUUUACCUACACAGAUUCUAGUGCUAUUGUGUUUAGCAUAAUUAUCCAUGCUGUGAUUUUAAAGGAUCACUAUAGUGUCAGGAAAACAAUUUUUUUCCAGACACUAUAGUGCCCUGAGGGGUCCUUAUUCCAGCACCGACCUUUAUAAUUAAACAAACUCAUUGCUAUGCUGAAAUUUAGUUGUGCCAGAAGUUUGCCUUGGUCCUAUUCUAUAAAGAACACACUGUUUACUAAAGGAAGUCUCCUUUAUGUAUUAGAUAGUCAGUACAUCUAAAAUACCAUUCUAGCCUGCCCAGCCCAACAAGUUAAAGCGCUUGAGUGUCCUACUACUAUUCAAUGUUUAAGGAAUAAAUCUGUCAUUUUAGUGUGCUUAUAUAAAUUUUUUUUUUUUGUCACAAAAAGCUAUUUAUAUGAUUUAAAUGCAUUGGAUUAUUCACUAAAGUGAAUUUACGGGAUGAAUUUGAAGGGUUACUUUAACCCCUUUUGAGUAGGAAUCUUUCUUGUGUAAAAGGCCCUAUUGGACACUGUGGAGAAAUUCCUCCUCAAUUUGCAGUAAAACCUGAGGCAGGUGAAGGUUUAAUCACCUGGAAUCCAGCACUGGGCAAAGCUCCGCACCUCCAACGUUACAAGGGCUGCAUGCUGUCCAAUCACAGGCUUUUUCAUGCACAUGCUCUGGGCUAGAGUGUUUUAAAAAGCAGGAGGGAAUGCAGAGAUGGUGGGAGAGCUAGCUUCUCCUUGCAGGAGAAGUCUUUCAGCAUGCAAUGCGUGUAUUUUAUGCACAGAAUUGACAUCAGCCUGGAACAGAGUUCUGGGCUACCAAUAGCACGGAUGAUAGUGGAACUAGCCCAACACUAAACUAUUGCAGAAUGUCAAGCUGAAAUACUUUUUAUACUGGAUCCCUCCACCAUGAAGUGGUAAUGGUGCUUGCAAUAACUUUACGGUCAAUAACUAAACUGGAAAAAAAAAAAAAAAAACUAAGGCAGCUAUGCUUUCAAUUACUCUAGCCUUAGUUUGAAAUUCACUUUUAAGUAAAUAACCAUUUUGUAGUUGGCCAUCUGUUAUGUCUAUUGAUUGUUUAUACUUUCUUUUAUACAACCUUUUCCAUGGGAACUAUGCUCUGUAAUUUUCCAGCAGAGAGAAAAGCAAUCCAACAGUCAAUAGCCAGCUGCACCUUACAUAGUGUGGAAGAAGCUGAGUUUGUAAUGGGCAGUGAAGACAACAGCAUGGAGUGACUGCUGCUGCAUAAGAUUCCAACACUGCAUGAUCUGGCAGUGACAGCGUUGAUCUAUGAAGGUUCAGUUAUAUGCAACCAUCUACAUGUGUGCAUAGUGUUUAUAGUAAACCCAAUUUCCACACUAGUUGUGGCAAAAAUAGCAAUAUAUUUUGAAUGCUCUGUUUAGGGUAAAAAGACUUGCAUAUAAACUUAUUUUGUAAUGCUCAGUUAAGUUUUGCUAUAUUUAAUAAAUGUUAAAGUUUUAGGUUUAGUUAUGGGGGUCUCCAUAUUUGGCACACAUGGCUUACUGGAGCAGUACUAGGUAUAGUUAGACUCUGAUACCCAGUGACUGUACUAAAAUGUGGAAUAGUAUAAGUGAAAUUAAAGCAGGUUGUGAUAUCAAGUCGUGGUAUUGGACAAUGUUCUACAUAUGAUAAAUACUAACCUCAAUUCAGCUGUAUAUGCUCUACUCAUGCACUGAAAUGAGCCUGAAUCAUAAAUGGAAAACAGGACAUAAAAUAAGCUGUGUAACCAAACAGCCCAAGUAUUAGUUAUCUAGGGCAGUGAUUCCCAAACCAGUCCUGGUUUUCUCCAUUGUAUUACAACAGGGAAAUACAUAAAUUCAUGAUUGUUAAAGGGACACUCCAGGCACCCAGACCACUUCUGCCCAUUGGAGUGGUCUGGGUGCCAACUCCCACUACUCUUAACCAGGCAAGUUUAAUUAUUGCAGUUUUUUUAUAAACUGCAAUAAUUACCUUGCAGGGUUAACUCCACCUCUAGUGGGGGGGGGGGGGAGAGCCAGGAGUCAGAGACCCAACUUUAGGGUUAAACUGUUGCCAGGCCAUUUUUACUUCUGAACAUAACUGUCCGGACACUUUCUCCUAUAACAAGAGUGGUUAAACUAUAGGGGUGGCAAUGUUUCUUCAUUGGAACCUCAAAACUUCAAUUCUCUAACUGCUUCUUUUCCCAUUUAACGUAGCUAUAUGUUGCACUUACAUUUUAAAAUGGUUCAGAAUUUGUGGUCCACUUUUACAUAUGGCGCAAAGUAAAUCCACA